CAACGCAGAGUUCUUGAUAUAAUGAAGAGGGAUGCUGCUAAAGACCCUGCAACUGAUCCCAACGUCAUGCGUGCUAGGCUGUUAAUCAACCAGGUGGAUAGAAAAUUAGUCAAGCAAACAGUGAUGACAUCAGUAUAUGGUGUCACUUAUAUUGGUGCCCGUGAUCAAAUCAAGAGGAGGUUAAAGGAGCGCGGUGCUAUUGAUGAUGAUACAGAAGUGUUUGCGUGCGCUUGCUACGCUGCGAAAACAACCUUGACUGCCUUGGGAGAAAUGUUCGAGGCUGCACGUAGCAUAAUGAGUUGGUUGGGAGACUGUGCAAAGAUUAUAGCCACAGAGAAUCAACCAGUACGUUGGACAACACCAUUGGGGCUCCCUGUUGUCCAGCCUUACCGCAAAUUAGGAAGGCACAUGAUUAAGACUUCUCUUCAGGUUUUGACUCUUCAACGUGAAACUGACAAGGUGUUA
This is a messenger RNA of Sesamum indicum (sesame), 465 nucleotides long. The record is from RefSeq and is a predicted model, not a curated record. NCBI's taxonomy places the organism in Eukaryota, Viridiplantae, Streptophyta, Magnoliopsida, Lamiales, Pedaliaceae.